Girardinichthys multiradiatus is the source of this 2398-nucleotide messenger RNA. RefSeq names its product GATA binding protein 2b (gene gata2b). The record is from RefSeq and is a predicted model, not a curated record. Bases 322 to 1701 code for a protein of 459 amino acids. The transcript has 6 exons. Lineage: Eukaryota; Metazoa; Chordata; Actinopteri; Cyprinodontiformes; Goodeidae. Gene Ontology annotation, molecular function: DNA-binding transcription factor activity, RNA polymerase II-specific; zinc ion binding; RNA polymerase II cis-regulatory region sequence-specific DNA binding. Gene Ontology annotation, biological process: positive regulation of transcription by RNA polymerase II; positive regulation of angiogenesis; cell fate commitment. Gene Ontology annotation, cellular component: nucleus.
AGCAUAUGCGCGUCGAUUUCGCUCCCAGCGGACGCAGUUUACUCUGACAAACAUUGACUGAAAGACGACCUGCAGCGCAACACGGUUGAAAAGGGAGCUGUUUUUUCCAAAGCGGUUAAAAACACCAGCCUAAAUAGUGUCAAUCUGCUCCAUGUGCAAGAGAGGAAUUUAAUCCAGUGCAGCAAAGUCCUGAACCGCCCAUGGACACUGUGAAGAUCUCAUAAAAGGACGCUAUUUUUAAGAAUCUCCCUGGAUAUUAAUUUCACUUUAUAUAAAAAAAAAAAGCGCACCAGAGAGCCUCCAAAAAGAGAGGAGAGAGAGAUGGAUGUGGCGGCAGAUCAGCCCCGCUGGAUGCAUCCCCAUGCAGCCAUGCUGAACGGACAGCACCCGGACUCUCACCACCCCGGCCUGGGCCACAACUACAUGGAGCCCACCACACAGCUGCUCCCUCCAGACGAGGUGGACGUUUUCUUUAAUCACCUGGACUCGCAGGGAAACCCUUAUUACCCAAACACAGCCAGGGCCAGGGUGUACAGCCAAGCGCACGCUCGCCUGGCGGGUACUCAGGUCUGCCGUCCUCAUCUCCUCCACAGCCCGGGGAUCCCAUGGCUUGACGGAGGGAAAGCAGCCUUGUCGGCCCACCACCACAACGCAUGGGCAGUAAGCCCCUUCAGCAAGCCCAGUCUGCAUCACCCGGGCUCCUCAUCCCCCGGCGCACUCUCCGCCGUCUACCCGUGCAGCGGCAACUCAAACGCGGCUACCGCAUCUUCUCUGACGCCGCCGUCCCAAACCAGCUCCCACCUGUAUAGCUUUCCCCCUACACCCCCCAAAGACGUGUCCCCAAACCCGGGAGCCGCGUCUCCUUCCUCCUCCGCCGCUGCCAGGAUGGACGAGAAGGAAUCUAUCAAAUACCACUUGUCUUUACCGGACAGCAUGAAGAUGGAGGACUCGAGUUCGCUGAGAAGCAGCCUGGCCUCAAUGAACGCCCAGACCCCCUCCACGCACCACCACAUACCGACUUACGCCCCCUACUCUCUCCAAGCGGCCCACGACUACGGCGGCAGCCUAUUCCACCCGGGCAGCCUGCUGGGGUCCUCAUCCGGCUUCACCCAAAAAAGCAAAAGCAAGGCGCGGUCCUGCACCGAGGGCCGUGAGUGUGUAAACUGUGGAGCCACCUCCACGCCCCUAUGGAGACGGGACAGCACCGGACACUACCUGUGCAACGCCUGUGGCCUAUACCACAAGAUGAACGGCCAGAACAGACCACUCAUCAAACCCAAACGCAGGCUGUCAGCUGCCAGACGAGCUGGGACCUGUUGUGCUAACUGUCAGACGACCACCACCACACUCUGGAGACGCAAUGCAAACGGAGACCCGGUGUGUAACGCCUGUGGUCUCUACUACAAGCUGCAUAACGUGAACCGACCUCUCACCAUGAAAAAGGAGGGAAUACAGACUCGUAAUCGGAAAAUGUCCAACAAGUCCAAAAAGAGCAAGCGGGCUAGCGACAGCUAUGAGGAGUUUUCCAAAAGUCUGCAUGACAAAAGCUCCUCCUUCACCGCCGCCUCUCUGGCUGGUCACAUGACUAUGGGCCACUUGCCGCCUUUCAGCCACACUGGACACAUGCUCCCCACCCCCACCCCUUUACACCCAUCAUUUGGACACUCGCACCACUCUAACAUGGUCACGGCGAUGGGCUGAGAGACUGAGACAAGGGGGCUCUGCAGAGAUUUUAACAUCUUGACAUGGUUGCAUAAGAGGAGAUAAGGGUCUGAGUAAAUGACAGGGUGUGAACACCUGCUGACAUGGACCACAAUUAUCUCCUAUUUGUCUUGAUUGAUCCUAGUUGCAGGUUGUGAACAGAAAGGGCCUUUUUCCCCUUUAUCAUCAGGUACUGAAUUUGCUGGAGAAAAAUUGGGCCUUCAUGUUUCUUUGCUAUAGGCACAUGAGAAAUGUUUUUGCACCAUAUAGUUUUGUCCCCACUGCCUGCCUGAAAACAGCAUGGUUCAACAUGUGCUGAGCAGAUCUAUAGUUACUGUGAAUAUUGUAAAUGUGUGAGCCUGGAGGGUGCAUCCCAGACAUAAAAAUUUCUUUCACCAAUUAAAAUAUGCUGGCUUUUUUUUUUGCUCAUGGACAAUUGUAAAAGCAGUUUUCCAGAAGAGGAAAAAAUAAAGAUUUAUGAACUUUAAUUUUAACACUGUUUAUUAUAAAUAUUGUUAAUGUAAUUAAUAUUGUUAUUCAGAUAAUUUAUUUUCACUAUUGUUUCUUUUUGUCUAUAUUAUCUGAUUUAUAAUAUGGAUAAUGUUAUCGCAGUUAUGAGUAUAUUUUUAGCUGAAGCGCUUUGUCUGAACUGGUCAACCUUUAUACUCUAACAAAUAAAGAGAUUGAGUUCACUAAA